AUAUAGAAGUUAGAAACAUCAAUACUAUGAAACAAAAAUAUAAUAUGACGUGUGCGACUGUGCGUGUGUUGAUUUAGGGGUAGGUCGUUAAUGUUCAAGGCCUGAGGUCCUAAGUUCGAGUCCACCGUCGUGCGAUCUUUAAAUUUAUUUAUUUUAUAAUUAGUCGAAUUCUAUAGUUUAAAAAAAAUAAAACAAAUAAAAAAGAAGAUAAAGAAAGAAUAAAAAGAAAAUACUCCAUAAUUUAUAAAUAAAUUUUCAAUUUUUAUUAGUAUAUAAUUGCCAUAAAAUUUUAAAAUCAAUUUGAACUCUUAUUUUUUUAAUCUGUAUAUAUUUUGUCAAUAGAAUUUGAAUACACAGAGGUGGUAAGUUGAAUUGAAUCGAUGGCGCAAGAGGCUUCUUCUGCAUCGUCGUCCUCUCUGACGAUGGUUGAAGUAGACGAAGAGUUGAUAUUGAACGGGUCGGAAUCUGGGUGGGUGGAGGCUCGAACUCACUGCGAACAUCUCGCUUCCUUGUCGUCCGAUCUCAUACACAUUCCGACCCCCGAUACUCCCUGCCACAGGUGUCAGCAUCCAGAUGAGAACUGGCUAUGCUUAUGCUGUAAGGAUGUUCUCUGCAGCCGAUUUGUGAACAAGCACAUGCUAGAGCAUUAUCAACAAAAAAGUCAUAAUUUGGCUUUGAGCUACAGUGAUCUUUCGGUGUGGUGUUUCUCCUGUGAUGCUUAUCUUGAUGCCCAAGUAAUACAGCCAUUACGCGCAGCUUAUGAAACUGCAUACAUAUUGAAGUUUGGCAGUGCCCCACCAUUCCGAGCAAUUGAGCCUGUGCAGAAUGUAGGUACGGAAGCAAAUGCCUCAACUGGCAAUUGAGGUGCGGUUCUAUAUUUUCCCAUAAGGCUCUGUGGAACCCUUUCACUUUUAACUGUUGAUGAUGGACGAUGCUGAAGGAAAAAAUAGAGUAUGCGAUCUGGUUGCUAGCUCCAUGUAUAUCUUAGGUUUCUUUUGGUUAUAGCAUCUCUAGUUUAAGCAGAUGCAAAUGCAAUCAGACUAAUCUAUAGAAACACCAGAAUUUCCAUCAUGGCCUCACAGCUCAUAUGCAGUACCAUUUGUUCUACGUUCA
Salvia miltiorrhiza (redroot sage) is the source of this 1113-nucleotide messenger RNA. RefSeq lists its product as uncharacterized. The transcript is spliced from 3 exons. Lineage: Eukaryota; Viridiplantae; Streptophyta; Magnoliopsida; Lamiales; Lamiaceae. The coding region runs from base 381 to 863 and encodes 160 amino acids. The record is from RefSeq and is a predicted model, not a curated record. Gene Ontology annotation, molecular function: zinc ion binding.